Thelazia callipaeda (thelaziosis nematode) is the source of this 3096-nucleotide messenger RNA. Lineage: Eukaryota; Metazoa; Nematoda; Chromadorea; Rhabditida; Thelaziidae. The record is from the annotation of a GenBank genome assembly.
AUGGUGCUACACAACAUACCAAAGUUGGUGGUGAUUCGAAGUGGACGGACUUCAUAUAUUCCUGUAUCAACCUCACGAUUGUAUUCAGUGUUUGUUCUCAAGAAAAGGCUGUUAUUCAAACGAGGACAAGAUUUUCGAAGCAGAAGAUACUUUGCUAAAUUCAUGUUACAACAGGCAUUGAAGCUGCGUUAUUGGGUUGCAGCAGGAGUUUUCGGUAGUUCGGUUGCAGUUAAUAAUAAGUAUGAAGAGUGGAAAAAACGUUUACCAGAUUUCUCAUUAUCUGAGUGGCUCAAAGUUGAUGAAACUCUUGUCGAUGAAUACAGGCGUUAUUAUUGUGAAGCUAAAGCAAAAUGGUUGAUCAACGAACAGAAAUGGCUGAAAAGCUUGCAAACUAAAAUGGCUACGUGGCAGAAUAUGUGGAAAUUCGAACCAUUUGAAGGUCGGACUUUGUUGUGCACUUCGGGCAAGUUUUACUACGGAGCACCCUUGAAAUUGAAAGCAGGAUCAAAACUUUAUGUUGCAUUUCCAGAUAAUUUUUUUUCAGAUGAAGGAGUUAAUCAAGAACCACAAGAUGGACAAUUUUUUUCGGGAUUUGAUUUCAUGGCGCAAAAUGAAGUGAAACAACACUUUGCGAAAAAUGAUGAACCUAAAACUCUAUUUUCGUCCUUGUCAGAAACAUUCAGACGAAAACAGAAUACGCCAGAAUACAAAGAAAGUGAAUACUUGAAAAUGAAUGAGACAGAACGGAUCCAGCGAUUACAGGAGGAGAUACUGAAAACUCAGAGUCAAUAUCAGCGAGAACUAGAACGAUUGGAAAAAGAAAACAAAAAUUUAAAACAAACGCUGUUGCUCAAAGAUCAAGAUGCUUCAAAAAAAUUAAAGAAAAUAAAAAGAUCUUUGAUCGAUAUGUAUUCGGAAGCUCUAGAUUUACUCUCGGAGUAUGAUUCAUCUUACAACACGGUUGAUAAUCUACCACGUGUGGUUGUUGUUGGGGAUCAGAGUGCUGGCAAGACAUCAGUCUUAGAAAUGAUUGCUCAAGCGCGAAUAUUCCCUCGUGGUUCGGGUGAAAUGAUGACGAGGGCUCCGGUAAAGGUAACUUUGAGUGAAGGGCCGUAUCAUAUAGCAUGUUUCAAAGAUAGCAUUCGAGAAUUUGAUCUGACAAAGGAAUCUGAACUGAAGCAACUUAGAAAUGAAAUUGAAAUAAGAAUGAGAAAUUCAGUUGCUGCUGGUAAAACGGUGUCAAAUGAAGUAAUUGCUUUAACAGUAAAAGGUCCAUCUCUUCCUCGAAUGGUUCUCGUUGAUUUGCCAGGAAUUAUCUCAACUGUAACAAUUGAUAUGGCUAGUGAAACAAAAGAUGACAUCACAAAGAUGUGUAAAACAUAUAUGGAAAAUCCAAACGCUAUCAUUCUCUGCAUACAAGAUGGCUCUGUUGAUGCUGAACGCAGUAAUGUAACCGAUCUUGUAAGCAGUAUUGAUCCAUUUGGUCAAAGAACUAUUUUGGUCUUAACCAAAGUUGAUUUGGCGGAAAAAAAUUUCGCAAAUCCUGAUAGAAUUAAGAAGAUUUUGGAAGGGAAACUCUUCCCCAUGAAAGCUCUUGGUUAUUAUGCAGUUGUCACAGGUAAAGGCUCAAGCACUGAAAGUAUUGAUUCAAUAGUGAAAUACGAGGAAGAUUUCUUCGCUGGUUCUAAACUUUUCAAGGAUGGAGUUUUGAAGCCUUCACAAGUGACGACAAAAAAUAUGUCAUUAGCUGUAUCUGAAUGCUUCUGGAGAAUGGUGAAAGACUCGAUCGAGUCUCAGGCCGAUGCAUUCCGUGCAACACGUUUCAACCUCGAAACAGAAUGGAAAAAUAAAUUUCCUCUAAUUCGGGAGUUGGAUCGAAACGAGUUAUUUGAAAAAGCUAAGGGUGAAAUAUUAGAUGAAAUAGUCAACUUGUCUCUUAUUCCUGCAGAGCAGUGGGAAGAGAGUUUGAAAAAAAAGCUCUGGAAUGUGGUAUCAACUCAUGUUUUUGACCACAUUUUGUUGCCAGCUUGUGCUGUUGAUAAUGCUGGUGCUUUUAAUACCUUGGUUGACAUCAAAAUGAAACACUGGGCUGAUAAAGACUUAGCAAACAAAUCAAUUCAGACUGGAUGGGAAGCAUUGUCUGAACUAUUCAAAAAGCAAAUGGAAAAUGAUUCAGCUCAAUUGAAAAAUGAUGAUGUUCAAAUAUUUAUUGGCUUGAAAAAAGCAGUUCUUGAAGCGGCACUCUCUGAGCAUAAAUGGGAUGACAAAGCAAUGGACUAUUUGGUACCCAGAGUUAUUCAGUUAAACGCAAUGGAAGACCGCUUAGUACCAGACCGUCGAUCUUGGGAUAACGCCAUCAACUUCAUGAUAUUGGCCGUUAAUGAGCGUUUAAAUGAGACACACAAACUAAUUGACGAAUGCUGCGGUCCAUCGUUCUGGACACGCUGGAUUUAUUGGAAAUCACCAACUGCUGAAAACAGUUUGAAUGCUGAAAUCCAAAAGGAAUUAAAAAAUAUAUUAGCGCAAAAUCCUGAUCAUCCUCAGUCAUUACUUGACGAUGACGUAACUGUUGUGAAAAGGAAUUUGGAAACCAAAAAUUUGAAAAAGUUGAAUUACGAAUUGAUUCGAAAACAGUGGAAAUUGAUAUUCAAAGAACACUUCCUUAAACGACAGUAUCAGACGGCAGUAGAAUGUCAAGGAUUCUAUCCACAUUAUAAACGUGGCUACAAUGAUACCGAAGUAGACUGUCAAGCAGUUGUACUCUUUUAUCGUAUACAGAAAAUGAUUGAAUUGACAUGUAAUGCAUUACGUCAGCAAAUUACUAAUACUGAACAAAGAAGACUUGAAAAGGAAAUCAAGGAUGUUUUAGAUGAAUGGGCUCAUGACAGGAAUAAGAAAAAAGAAUAUUUAACUGGUCGACGAGUCGAAUUAGCUGAAGAAUUAAGUAAGGAAAUCAGUAUUUGUGAAGAACUUGGUCUUGUAAUGAAUAAAAAACAAAUUAGGCACAUUAUUUGGUGCUCACAUCAACAAGUUCGAUAUAUUCAGGAAAAGUUGGAGGAAUUCAUGGUACAGUUGCAGCAGGAGAAGUCUUAUUAA